UGCUCAGUCGAAUGAACAUUCCCUUUAAAGUACAAAGACAUGUACACGUAGCAGUAUGCUGUAUGGCUGCUAUAGUUCCGACUGUACAUUGAAAUUAAGACUGUGUCUUUUUAUUGCGGCUAAUUAUAUCAUAUUGAAGUGGAAGGACUGAUACUGUCUAGCAGCAGAAUUUUGAAAAAGCCAACGAGGUGGAGUCUGUACACGACAUGGCUGGUACACAGCAUGCUAACUUUAGGCAGAACUGCUGCACUGGAAGGUACCGACAACUCAUGGUGACGGGUGUGGUUGCCACCGUGAGCUUGUUGAUUAUCGGCGGAUACUAUCAAUGGGACGAAGUCACCCGUACAUCACGUUAUGAAGUGCUCACAGAAAGUAUCAAGAAGAUUCCUUUCACAUGGAGAAACGAAACACUAAGUCUCCUGUAUGGUAAAAGCCAUUGUGAUUGCUCCAGGGCUUCACAAAACCUGUGGAAGGCAGUCGACGAAAAGGACAGAGAUGCCACUAUCGAACGCCGGACAAAGGAGCUUGCAAAAUACAAUCGAAGAGUCGAGUCAUUCGAGGACACGCCGAUGAUAGUGGACGGGUCGGUUCCGCUCAGCUACCCGGUCCGUGGUCUGGCGGUGGUCCCAGAGGGAACUAUGCACAUUCCGGGGCUUGCUGUCCAGGAGAAAAUCAUCCGACAAAAAUAUGAAGUUCAACUAGAGACAGCCGACCUUGGUGUUCUGGACACCAUUGCGGAAGUAGGGCGGGUGCAGGUGGAAGGACUGCGCACCAAAUCUUUAACCAUUCGUAGCGAAAGCCUCUCGCGCCUGAAUCGACAGCUUCAGUUCGUCGUGUACACCAACACCGUGUACGACAUUGAUGCCACAGAAAUCAUUACCUUUAGGUACCUCGACCACACAGUCAGCAUUCCUCUCCGGAUACGAGUUCGCCGUGCUCCGUUCCUCUACGACCCAGGUCCAGAUAAUGACAUCAGUGCAAAGGUGACUGUCGUCACCAAAACGUUCCUCAGGUAUGCCUCCAUCCGGGCACUUCUUUCCAGCAUCCGGGAAUUCUACCCCAACAUCCGGGUAAUUGUGGCAGACGACAGUCGCCCGGUGGAAGAUCUUCAGGCAGAAAACGUCGACCAUUAUGUCAUGCCGUUUGCCGCAGGCUGGUUUGCUGGCAGGAAUUUGGCGGUCUCACAAGUCACCACACCCUACCUCUUAUGGGUAGAUGACGACUUCGUUUUUAUACCAGAGACUAAAUUAGAAAACCUUGUGGAGGUCCUUGAGAACACCAGGCUGGACUUGGUUGCUGGUACUGUGGGACAUAAUGGAAUAAAAUUCACCAAGAUGGACAUCGUCCCCGGCGAUGAGAACGGUGACUGUCUGCGCAUCCACGAUCUCCGGAACUGGGGCCAGGUGCCGGGAUUCCCGCAGUGCUAUCUGGCCACUAGGGUCACCAACUUUUUCCUGGCCAGGACGGACAGUGUCCGUGCCGUCGGGUUUGACCCUGUGUACACGAGAAGUGCGCACACACAAUUCUUCAUGGCAGCGAUUGGCAGACUGCGAAUUGCCGCAUGUGAUCACGUGAGAAUUGACCACGUCAGUAAUAAACCACCGGAGUACAAGAAGUUCCGCAAUGCCGGAGGAGACUACGAGAAAGUCAACCGACAGCGUCAAUAUUUCAAACAUAACAUUCAAUGUUGGAUUGAUCAUAAGAAUUUACCAUAA
This is a messenger RNA of Branchiostoma floridae (Florida lancelet), 1715 nucleotides long. Its product is annotated as beta-1,4 N-acetylgalactosaminyltransferase 2-like. The record is from RefSeq and is a predicted model, not a curated record. Bases 207 to 1715 code for a protein of 502 amino acids. The transcript has 11 exons. NCBI's taxonomy places the organism in Eukaryota, Metazoa, Chordata, Leptocardii, Amphioxiformes, Branchiostomatidae.